GGGUUGACAAAGACAUGUAUAUGGCCAAUGUGGUUUUAUGUGCUGGUGUUUAUAAUAGAUGUGGAGAAAUCAGGUGAACAUGAAGGAGGGGAAGAGGAAAGAUCUCAUGAUUUUGUACACAGUGUUGCUGAUUCUGAACAAAAAUUAGAAGAGACAAAGCAAGAUGUAGAGCAAGAUGUAGAGCAAGAUGUAGAGCAAGAUGUAGAGCAAGAUGUAGAGCAAGAUGUAGAGCAAGAUGUAAAACAAGAUGUAGAACAGCCUGCCGAGGAACAAACGGAGGAUGCAGUUGUUGCUGAUGAUGACACAGGAAAUGCCGAACAGAAAGAGGAAGAAGUGACAACAGAGGAGAAGCCGGGUGAUGCGGAAAGCCAACAAGGUGAGGAUGGAGACGCUACAGAAGCUAACGAAGAACAAACUGAAAGAACAGAGGGUGAUGACGUGGUGGACGAUGCCCGCUAGUGCAGCAUGUGUGUAUGUAGACAUUUACCACAAUGGCCAAGAGUCUAUAGAUUAACAAAACAGAUCGUGUCCUAGACAAAAUGUUUAGAGAAGUGCCUUUCUGUUAUUCACAUCCUCCACUAGGAUGUUGAUGUUAGUAGACGGCGCUUAGAUCUUCUAUUUACCGUACAGAUGCAUCCAGCGUCCGGAACAAACCUCGGCUGUUGU
Molecule: messenger RNA, 666 nt
Organism: Corticium candelabrum
Lineage: Eukaryota; Metazoa; Porifera; Homoscleromorpha; Homosclerophorida; Plakinidae
Product: ring-infected erythrocyte surface antigen-like
Exons: 3
Coding region: 28-459 (143 amino acids)
Source: RefSeq, a predicted model, not a curated record